CAACCGGGUGCUUACAUUCUGUCGCAGAAUUUCAAACCAUCCGCAACCGUUUCGGUUUGUGCGGUUCAAAACUUUCCGGCCGCUUUCAGGUGGUCGACAACGAACCUUAAUUGGAAGCAACUGAUACUGGAAAGCAUUAAAGGUGCCCGGGACAGUAAACACACACAAAAAAAAAACGCAAAAUACGUCACAACAGUUUAAAUUCACAUCGAUGGCUCCAAACUGCAUCGGUUCUACAUGGUGGCCCCCGUGCUUCGCCAACGAAGUGAUACAGUGAAAAGUGAAACUUAGGUACAAAAAAAGAAAAUAGUGCAAUUGGAAUUUUGGCGUACCCUCCCAGUAACAACAACACGCGGUUUUGUGCCCAGCAUUAUGCUUUGCCCAACACAUGUUCAGCUGGUUUGAAUUAAUUGUGAUUGAGCUGUGCGAAUUAUGCUUGGAAAACUAGUGUCGGAUGGACUGUCGGUUACACUCGAAAACCCCACCGUCCAAAGCUCUCGCAUCCUUCUUGAGCAUUCGUGUCUAGCCUCCAUCGAACCAUAGGGCAAGUUCCAGUAGGAGCUCUUACAUAAAACCCACGGUCCCGGGAACGUAAUCCAGUCACCGUUCGUAAGGUGAUCGCCGUCUACGGAAAGUUCACGCCACAUCCUAUUCAGUGCAAUGCUUAAAAUGGAAAAGAAUCGCCAUUUAACGCGGAUUUGGUUUGGGCUGAUGGUGUUGGCGAUAAUCAGCGUGCCGCAAAGAGUCAUCUCAAUGCCAUGCACUAGCGGCACAAACGGCCAGACAGUGAAUGCCAUACGAUCGGACCGAGCUUCAGGCCCGGGAUCAAAGUCUGUGGGUGUUCCCGCCGCGGUACCAACGGUAGCCUCGUCGACGCCGUCGGCUGCUAUCAAAAAGGAUCUUUUCAUGUCCCGUGGCUGGGGAGCAUCGGGCAUGCCGUUCUCGAUGUUCUAUCUGAAUCAUUACACGAAGGCACAGAAAGCCUACGCACAAAGUCAGCUACUUCAGCAGCAGCAGCAGCAGCAGCAGCAGCAACAACAACAACAACAACAACUGCAGGAGCAGCAACGAUUACAGCCACAACAACAACAACAACAGCCAGAACAAUCAUUAAGGAUACAAGGGGAGCGGCAUUCGGCAGUUGGAUCUCAGGAAGACACAGCAAGCAAGGAUACCGGCUAUCCGGCAUUGGCUUCGAAACCGCUUCCCUAUGGCACCCGGUACGACAAUGAACCGAUCGCUGUUCACGCCCAACAGCUACGCACUGACACCGACUAUGCGGACAGUGCGUCAUCGGUGCGCACCUCGAAGGUGAAUACAUCGCGCCGCCAGUACACGGUCCCGCAGCUGUUUGUAUCCUACGGCUGGGGACCGAUGGGAUAAACGGACAAGCGUCCUGGCAAGCUCGCAUCGACCCAACACCUAGACCCGCCGAAUAGUAAAGCUCCCCGCUUCCCCGCCCCGUUCUAUCUUGCCGGUGCGCGAGAGAAGCGGAAUAUUUUACAAAUAUCCCUGCACGGAACAUAUGCUCAGUUCAAGUUUCAUUCUAAGUGUAACAAACUAUACUGUAAUAUUACUCUCACAUACAUAUAUAAUAUAAAAGUGCAUGAAGUAACUAUGAGCAAUCAUUGUACAUCGUAGUGUAAUUUACAAGAGAAAAUUGAAAUUUGAACAAAGAAACAAACGAAUACGAAAAACUUCCAAAAUUCUGUUGUGGAAAAUCGAACCGGCUGUUACAAUAAAAGCAACGAGCUGUGUGUUUUGUUGUCAAUAA
Anopheles stephensi (Asian malaria mosquito) is the source of this 1774-nucleotide messenger RNA. RefSeq names its product ras-interacting protein RIP3-like. The transcript has 2 exons. The coding region runs from base 661 to 1383 and encodes 240 amino acids. The record is from RefSeq and is a predicted model, not a curated record. Lineage: Eukaryota; Metazoa; Arthropoda; Insecta; Diptera; Culicidae.